Molecule: messenger RNA, 1692 nt
Organism: Nymphalis io (European peacock)
Lineage: Eukaryota; Metazoa; Arthropoda; Insecta; Lepidoptera; Nymphalidae
Product: disks large homolog 2-like
Exons: 10
Coding region: 52-1557 (501 amino acids)
Biological process (GO): chemical synaptic transmission
Cellular component (GO): postsynaptic density membrane; neuromuscular junction; neuron projection
Molecular function (GO): protein binding
Source: RefSeq, a predicted model, not a curated record
UUAAGAUAUUUGCGAGUGUCAGUGAAAUAUGAUGGAGGUGGUGUACACAGUAUGAGCACGUGGAUGGCGCUGUUCGGGUUACUGUGGCUGCUGCGAGUACGCGGAUCAUUAUGCGGAUGUACAGCAUGCAAGCGUGCUCGACUGGAAACACAAGAUAUCCAACAUAGGAGAUCGUCAAGAUUUUCGAGCACACCAUGCCUGGAUGAGGAAACAUCGGGUACACAGCGUGUGCCCAGUCCUAAUGAGCAAGCAACUUUUGACGUAAUCACACUACAGAGGUUCACGAGAGAUGUCACUGUACAGACUGACUUUGAUGACGAUGAAAUAGAAGACUUAGACAAAAUUGAGCUACAAAUUAAGGAAGAAUCGAACGUUAGCAGCUACGAAAGCGGGCGUGAACAAUCGACGCUGAGUCCGGAAGCUAGUGAAAAGGUUGCAGGAAGCUUUCAGUAUUUAAUGCAUCAUAGUACAUCUAAUCCCGACGAUGUCUGGGAAACGACGGAUGUGACACUAGAACGGGGUGUUAGUGGUCUAGGGUUGAGUAUAGCGGGUAGUGAAAGCGGUGGUGACGUCAGCAUCACUCGAAUAGCACAAAAUGGCGCAGCUAAGAACGACGGCCGUCUUCAAACCGGCGACAUCUUGCUGCAGGUAAACGACAUCUCUGUAGAAGGCGCUCCACACUCUGUUGCAGUAGAUGCGUUACAAAGAGCUGGAAAUGUUGUGAGAUUAAGAGUUAGAAGAGCUCGUAGGGCAAUGGUUGUAACACUUUGUCGUGGAGUACGGGGACUAGGAUUAGGUAUCGCUGGUGGAGCAGACGACGUGGCAGGAGGAGAGGGCAUUUUUAUAUCUCAUAUUGCUGUUGGAGGUGCUGCCCACCACGACGGUAGAUUAAAACUAGGAGAUAAAAUUUUAGCUGUCAAAGGAGAAACUGGAAUUGAAACGUCGUUGAUAGGAGUUACUCAUGCGAUGGCCGUCUCAGCGUUGCGUAGUACAGGAGAUCACGUCACAUUAGUGGUUCUGCCAGCCGCUGGAUCUAUACCACCCGUUGCUCGGACUGCACCGCUUUAUUCUUCAAAAAACCAGGCUACAUCCUGCUCAACCCUUCAUGAUCUAUCUGAAGAGGAGCUAAAUAAAAUUCCAAGAUGUGUGCGCAUGGUACGUCUGGUGCGGACGGGUUCCCGAUUAGGAAUGGAUAUAGUUGGAGGACUGGGAGGUGAAGUCGAUGGUAGCAUUGGUCCGGAAGACGAUACUUGCGGUGUAUUUGUAUCUGGUGUGUCAACCGAAGGAGCGGCUUUUGGAUUGCUUCAUAGGGGUGAUAGAAUUCUGAGCGUUGAUGGACGAGAUCUAACGCGAGCAACACACGAGCAGGCAGCAGCUGCAUUAAAGUAUUCAGGGAGCGUUGUCACCAUUGCCGCCCAAUAUCAACCAGAACACUAUGAAAGGUUGCGCGCGCGCAUACGAGCAAUCAACGCAGCAGUCAUGUCUCCACACAUACCCUCACGUAUAGCCACGCAAAUAUCCGUUCAUCCCGAUGUUCAUGUAAUUUAUCCAAGGUAGUAGUGAAAUAAUUGUGGAACAUAUUCUUAAAUUAAGGACCGUAGAUAGUGGACACACAUUGUGGAUUUAUAUAAGUAUGACUGUUUCUAUCGUACGUUUGUAAAUAAAAUAAGCUAUUAAAAUUUGGUGGUUUGC